AAGUAAAAAUAAAUAAAAAAUUUCUUCAAGUUGGAAUAGUGUUCGUAGAAGAAAGAUACUCCAUCCGUCCGGAUUUUAAGUUCUCAGUCUACGCUUUUUUACGUCCGGAAAUAAAGUUCCCAUUAUACGUUUUCAUACACACUCUCCCUAAAAUACCCUUCAUCUUCCCUUCUUUUUUUCCCAUUUCUUUCUUCUUUUUCUUCUUUCUACCUUUUCCUUUCUCCGCCACACCAGAUCAGAGAAGAGGAUUCGAUUGAAGUCGUGCAGAGGAGUCAAUUGAAGUCUGUACUCCAUAUGAGCAGGGGAGUUAAUUCUUGAACUCAAAUUAAUUUGUGGAGAGGAUUCAACUCUUGAAGCCCCAAAGUGGUUUGAAUCGAGAAGUCAAUUGAAAUUGUGCCCUUCUUCGAUCCUGUGCAGAGAAGAUUUUAUGCCACUGUUGUGGGGAUCUGGAGAUCCAUUUCCGUAGAAAUAGAUUUAGGGCGGAGAUUCGCCUUUGUUCCAUCGGAAAAAAAUGCAGGCAGAGUAAAUUGAAAUUGGACUUGUGCAACAGAGAAAGCUAGGGGUAUUUUGGACAAAUUGUACACAAAAUCAACUUUCCAUAAAAAAGACCAAAAGUCAAAGAGAACUUAAAAUCCAGAAGCGGGAGUACUAGCGGACAUAGAAUCCACUUUUUGGUCAAUUCAUUUUCGUUCAUUCUCUCGUCUAGUCAUCUCUUUCCCAUUUCUUUGUUUUCUCUUUACUGCGCAUUCCCGCCACCUUCUCCAUCUCCGGGACUCCAUCUGAAGAUCGGCGGUAGGUUUGGAUUUUUCUUUUAGCGAUUCCAAUCUCUCUACACCCUCUCUCUCUCUCUCUCUUAUAAUAUCUCUCUUUUUUUUCCCUUUCGGGUUGCUUCGUUCCCGUAUUUGGAGUCUAAGAUUUGGACUCCAUUCUUCGAUUGGGCGUGAAUCGGAAUCUCCAGAUGACAUCUGGAUCGUCCAGGAGAAGCAUGGCUCCGUUCCAGGGAAAGAAGAAGACAGGGGAGAACGAAGUAGGGCCGGCCGAUUCAGUCUCCAGGAAGUCUUUUCCUUUGACUCGCUCCAUAGGACCGACAGGAGAGCGGACAGUGAAGAGAUUGCGGUUGUCAAAAGCCCUCACAGUACCUGAAACAACAAGCGUAUAUGAAGCAUGCCGCCGUAUGGCUGCCCGUAGGGUUGAUGCUUUAUUGCUUAUUGACUCAAAUGCAUUAUUAUGUGGGAUCUUGACUGACAAGGAUGUAGCAACUAGAGUAAUUGCUCACAAGCUUAAUGUCAAAGAAACACCCGUUUCUAAGGUUAUGACAAGAAACCCAGUAUUUGUACUUUCUGACACUCUUUCUGUUGAAGCAUUGCAAAAAAUGGUGCAAGGAAAAUUUAGACAUUUGCCCGUUGUGGAAAAUGGUGAGGUCAUUGCUCUGCUUGACAUAGCAAAGUGUCUGUAUGAUGCUAUUUCUCGCUUGGAAAGGGCAUCUGAGAAAGGAAAGGCUAUUGUAGAUGCAGUUGAAGGCGUUGAAAAGCAUUGGGGCGCAUCUGUGUCUGGCAAUACAUUUAUCGAAACACUGCGAGAGCGGAUGUUUAGACCCUCAUUGCGUACAGUUAUCCCAGAAAAUUCAAAGAUUGUUACUGUUGAACCAAGUGAGACUGUUGUAGAUGCCGCAAUGAAAAUGCUUGACAGUGGAUUAAGCUCUGCUGUUGUAACAGUUGACAGAAAACCACUCGGGAUUCUCACUUCAAAAGACAUCUUGAUGAGAGUCAUAGCACCAGAUCUUGCUCCUGAGUCCACUGCAGUGGAGAAAGUCAUGACCCCUAAUCCAGAAUGUGCAAGUGUUGAUACAUCUAUUGUUGAUGCUUUACAUAUAAUGCAUGAUGGCAAGUUUUUACAUCUUCCGGUUGUUGAUACAGAUGGAGCAGUUGUUUCCGUUGUCGAUGUGCUUCAUAUCACUCAUGCAGCUAUAACCACGGUAGGAAAUACUGCUGAUGUGAAUAAUGAAGCUACCAAUUCAAUGAUGCAAAAAUUUUGGGAUUCUGCCAUGGAACUGGCUCCUGGUGAUGAUGAAGAGACACGUAGUGACAGUUCUCUGAAAAUGGCUUCGGAAGGAACACAGACAGGAAGAGCUCUUCCAGUUCCUUCAUCAAACCUGCCAACUACUUUUGCUUUUAAAAUUCAAGAUAAAAAGGGAGGGAUGCACAGAUUUACAUGCGAGACUCGAAGCAUGAUGGAUGUCAUAACCGCAAUCCUUCAGAGAGUUGGGGAUGACAUUGACAGGAAUAAGCUUCCCCAGAUUUUUUAUGAAGAUGAAGACCAUGACAAAGUUAUACUUGCAUCAGAUAGCGAUCUUGCUGCUGCAGUUGAACAUGCAAGGUCUGCGGGUUGGAAGGGGCUGAGAUUGCACCUAGACUAUUCAGAAACCCGGAGUUCUGGUUCUAGUAGUAUAGGCUAUGGUCUUGCAGAUUCAUGGACCUCGGCAUACAAUGCUGUGGCAGCUGGUGCGGCAUUAGCUGCCGGAUUAGGCCUAUUUGCUUUCUUGAGAAGAUCUGGCAACUGAUUUCUUUUUUAAGAACUUUUCCAUAUAUUGAGUGUGCAGUCAAUUGAGUGACCCAUGCAAUAUAAUCUGCAUACCUGAGGUAUUUUCUAUUUAUUUGCCUGUAGUAUGUAGCAGUGCAGUGGUUUCCACUCCCACCAUAGCCACUUCCAUAUCUGCUUGGUCAUUCAUAAUAAAGUUUGCCCUAAUCCAACAAGGCAAUAAACUCCCAUGGUUUGAACUUCUUUUAUGUAAUGCUUUUUUGAAGGAUCUUUUAUGUUAUGUUAACUCAAACAACUUUGAUAUAAAAAAUCAAAUCAUUUGGUGAUU
Cuscuta campestris is the source of this 2866-nucleotide messenger RNA. Lineage: Eukaryota; Viridiplantae; Streptophyta; Magnoliopsida; Solanales; Convolvulaceae. The record is from the annotation of a GenBank genome assembly.